AUGCAGGGAGUAGCUGAGCUGAUAGCGGCCACCGUGGAGACUACGCUGAGGGAGAAGUACAUGGGAGAGAAGAUCCCCGCCGUGUGGCUCACGUUCGAGAAUCGCAUCGCCGGGAAGAGGAAGCAAGCUGAUGUGCUCUCCUGGAAGGAAACCGCUUCCUGUGCCGUGGAGAGUGGAAUAUUCGACAGCAGUGAGCUGGUGCAGGCGGUGACGUUUCUACACGACCUUGGCUCGGUGCAGCACUUCAGUAACGAGUUGCUGCGUGAUAGAGUCGUCAUCAACCCUCAGUGGAUCGUCGAUGUCAUGUCUUGCGUCGUCUCUGUCAAGGAUUCCGCGAUCAAGGAUGGCAGGUUCUAUCACAAGGACAUGGACCGCGUGUGGAAGCAGUACCCGCGCGACUUCCGUCCGUGGUUGCUGCGUCUCACCGAAGUCUUCGACCUCACCUACCCUCUACCCGACGCAGCCGUUAACAUGGUGCCCUGUCUGAUGCCCGAGGCAGAGCCCGAGUAUGAUUGGCCGGACGUGGAGGCAGAGUCUGAGGUGAAGCAGACGCGAAUGCUGUACAGGUUCGCUUACCUGCCAGCAGGCCUCUUCAACCGUGCACAGGUGCGUAUGUGUGAGUUCUCUGAUAGCUCAGCGAUCUGGAAGCGAGGUUCCCUGCUCAGGAAGAACGGACAUCAGGCUCUGGUCAAGCAGAUCUCACCUGUUGAGUUGCUGGUGAAGGUGCAAGGACCGAUGCCUGAGAACAUCAUGUUCCUUGUCCACGAGGUGUUUGAAACGCUCGUCGCAGAGUCGUUCGAUGGCGUCAGAUAUGAUUUCUUCAUGCCAUGUCCCGACUGCCUCAAGGUCAUUCGAGAGCCCUACAUGUUUUCGGCAGCGAAGGUGCGACUGGCGUCCGAACUGAAGGCUCCAUUUCUACAGUGUGAGAAGAUGUUCCACAUAGUCGCGCUGCCCGAACUCAACGCGUCCAUGCCUCCUGAGCCCCACUCGACCUUGGACGCUCACCUUGAGCGGGCCAUCCACGCGCUCAGCGACCUUGAGAAGGUCAUGCAGCAGGACGUGUUCUUCGUGUACAGCGCGGCGGACGCGCGGGCGGAUGGACGUCGCGUCGUCGACCCCACCGCCAUUUUGCGCGACCUCAACGCUGCUGACGUCACGUGCAUCUGUGCAGCCGAUCCAACGAAGAUCACUCACCAGGAGAGCUUGCUGUUGAAAGACUCGCAGGUUCUGCUGCUCGGCAUCUCGAACGAGUUUGUCGCGGACGAGGGUUGCUGCGACCUCGCCCUGUUCGCCGUCAACAACCUACGCAAGCAGGUGGCGCUAGUGGUGCUCGGCGACGGCUUCGAGUGGAAGCGGUCGGACUUUGCGAUGCGCAUUACCGAGGGCGACGAGGUGUACGUUGACAUGAGAGACAUCUCACGAUAUGACUACAAGAUCCAGGAUCUGAUACGGGACAUGAAGAUCAGAACGAGCCAAGAAAAGGCGCCGACUGAUUCCUUUCCAAAGUGCUUCGUCAGCUAUUGCUGGGCUAACUCACAGAAUGCAGUAGAUCUGGGCGCGCGAAAUACAGAGGGCGCUAUCGGGCACGCGGACCCGCGCCAACUUAAGGAGUAUAUGGAAGAUAACGGAAUUCCAUGUUGGAUAGAUGUGGAGAGAGUCGGAAAGGCUGGGUUAUUUGAGGACAUUACUGAUGGGCUGAAGCAUGCAGAGGUAGUAGUGGCAUGUGUCUCUGAUCAGUACGCUCACUCCGGCAUGUGUCUGAAGGAAUUCCGCUUCACGGCAAUGAUGUUGAAGCUGCCGCUCAUUAUGGCUGUGGUGGGCACCGGCGCGGAGUGGGAGAGAACUGAGAUCGGCUUGCUCAGCCUCGGCAUUCCCAAGAUAGACUUCCGCUACAGCCGAGACUCGGCUGCCCCCGACCUCCUCCUCGGCCUGGUGAGGGAGAAGCUAGCUGAGAGGGACAGACAGAAGCAGCAGGAAGAGGAGGAAGGGAAGAAGGAGGAGAAUGAGCAACAGAAGCAGGAGGCAGAGCCGGGACACGACUCCAGCAGGGACCAUCAGCAAGCUGCCUUCCAGGAACUAUACGAGCUGGCACAGCGGAAGCUGCUGAGGGAGCUGACUGGUUACUGCGACGCUGCCAGCGCCCUCUAUCCACGCCUCAUCGUCGCCGACCUCGUCGACGCUGACGACGAACCACAGCGCCAUCUGACGGCGACCGCCACCGACAACGAACCUCAGCGCCCUCUAAAGGUGGCUGCCGGCAGCGGACCGGUCAGAAACAAGAGAGAGGGGUCGGUGGGGAAGGACAGAGAGGAGGAUGCGGUUGUGAAACGCGAGAGCGAGAGCGCGGCAAGCAGCGAGAGCCCCAUAGGUGGCGCCGGUGAGCUUGCAGGGGCGGGGGAGGUGCGUGGCGAGGGGAGAGACACGGCAGUGAGCGGCGGCGGCACAGUCGAAAAGUCAUUUGCCAUGAAGACUAAGACACUCAGGCGACAAAAGACGAGAGAGAGGAUGGACGGAGAUGCCGCUGCGAACAGUCGGAAACCUGCGAAGAAGGGCGAAGAAAGCCGGAAUAGGAGAGAUCCGGAGAAGGAAGGCACCAUCAAGACAAGUAAAAAUCCCCCGAUUGCGGCGGGAGAGGGGCAGCGCGGGGGCGAUGGGACAGGGAAGCGGGCGGCAGGGAGGGAGGAAGAAAGCAGCGGGGAGGCGUCGUCACGGCGACGGCCUGGUACGGCAGCUGCGGCUGGGAUGAAGCCAGCCUACGUGUCGACGGCAGGAGCAAUGCGGGCGGAUAACUUCUGCUUCCGACUGCUCUGUGAGCAUGAGCAGAAGAGUGCUGGUAGCUCAGAGUUCAGCAGCAGCUACCUGGACAUGAGACAGACCGUCAUGAGGUGUGACAAAUCCAGAGACAUGGGCGGACUCCGCAGGUCCGUUCUGCUGCCAGCAGACGACAUCGUCAUCGUCAUCGUCACCGUCAUCGUCAUCGUCGGUGGCGAGUUCGUGGAAGAGUAG
Priapulus caudatus is the source of this 3006-nucleotide messenger RNA. RefSeq lists its product as uncharacterized. The transcript is spliced from 20 exons. Lineage: Eukaryota; Metazoa; Priapulida; Priapulimorpha; Priapulimorphida; Priapulidae. The record is from RefSeq and is a predicted model, not a curated record. Bases 1 to 3006 code for a protein of 1001 amino acids. Gene Ontology annotation, biological process: signal transduction.